Fusarium sp. VM40 is the source of this 1491-nucleotide messenger RNA. Lineage: Eukaryota; Fungi; Ascomycota; Sordariomycetes; Hypocreales; Nectriaceae. The record is from the annotation of a GenBank genome assembly.
AUGGCUGAUAACAACAACAACCAGAACAGCAGCAGCAAAGGCAAGGAGAAGGAAGAUGCCGGUGUUUCUUUUGGUGCGCAAAGCGGCCAGCGACAUCAAAUGAGACGUGGAGGCUUCCAGAGCUCUCAAUCUUCCUCUUGCCGCCCUACCUAUGGCAGUAGCUCCUCUUCUGCUCCGGCUACCAUGUUUCAAGGAUCAACUUGUCUACCCAAGGGAGACUUGAAGCUGGAGACCACCGAGAACUUUUUCGGGGUCAGUGGUUUUGGCUUUGUUGAUAAGCAAGGCAAUAAACCCAAGUCUGUCGUCGGCGCUCUCGACAUCCCUGGCUGCGCUAUGGCCAUUGGAGGUGUUGACAACUCCACCAAGGCUCUGUUGGAGUCCUGGCGAAUCUUGCAGGAGGCGAGACCAGGUAAGCAGAUGUCCUGGAUGCUGUUUGUCGACGACGGCCCAGAGGUUGUCAAAAACACGCCCCACGGCUCCAAGCGAGGCCGAGAUGUCCUUGCUGGGACAGAUGACUUUGAGGCUCGCUCAGCAAAGGCACCCAAACUCCCUGCUCCUAAGCAGCCAGCUGCCCCAGGAAAGGCUCGAGAUUCGCAGCCUGAUGGUCAGUCUCUUCCCCGCCCUCCUAAGGAGAAGAAGUGUGUUGGGUGUGGUUCGGAAGACCACGUACUCAGGCGUUGCCUGAAGGCUGGCGAGGAUGGCAUCGUGAAAGGCUGUCCCAAGUGCAACUCGCUGACUCAUAGCGUCUUUGGUCGCACCGUGAUGGAAGACAGGGAGAAGUUCCUCCUCUCAGUCGUUGGGCGUCGCGGCAUGCCGCCCCUUCUUGAUCUGAAGUCCUGGGCCGAACUGGCAAGCAAGAACUCGUCAAAGGCCUCCGCCAUCCGUGGCUUCCCGUGGUCUGAAGAGUUCACCAAGUCGCUGGCUGAGGAGAUUCCAAGACUCCAGGAAGCCCUGGAUAAGUACGGUUUCCAAUCUCCCGGUGUCUUCACGUUGCCACAGGACCCUCUCACUAAGGACUGGGCAGCUGUCGAGAAGAGUGUCUCCCUUCGGCCCCUUCGAAUCUCUGGUACUGCUACACCAGAACAGAGAGAGGCUGCUCUGGCCCAGGUGGCCGAGAUCUUCAAGAAGAUCGAGGAGAACAAGCCCGAUGCCGAAAUGGCAGACACCCCGGGACCCCCAGCCUCAGGACCUCCAGCCUCUGGAAAGGGAAAGGAGAAGAGUGCUCCUGGCAUUGGCGAUGUUGACCAGACCGAGGUCAAGGAGGAGCCGAACGAGUCAUCAGCCUCUAUCGUGCUCGCCAACCUCGCCAAUGUCGCCAAUGAUGAGGAUGCUCUGGUGGAUUCGGUGGUCGCUGGGCUAAGUUGUGUCCCCCACACCAAGGAGACAAAGUCAGAUGGGACUAAGGUCUGGGUGCUAGGAGAAGAGAGCGGCCUUCAGAAACCCACUGGGGCGCUUAAGGAUCUGCUCUCUAAGUUUAAACGCAAGAAGUGA